Molecule: messenger RNA, 600 nt
Organism: Plasmodium cynomolgi strain B
Lineage: Eukaryota; Apicomplexa; Aconoidasida; Haemosporida; Plasmodiidae
Exons: 2
Coding region: 1-600 (199 amino acids)
Source: RefSeq, a predicted model, not a curated record
AUGGCGUGCAUCUACAAUUUAAAAAAUAAGAAAAAAACGAAAUUUCUAUAUAGCUAUAAUAGAAAAUCAAAAAGGAAGAAAGAGAAAUUAUCAUCUGGCAAGAAAAGUGAAUCACAAAAAUAUAAUGAAACCCCCCCAAGAAAUGAAGAAUCAGGAGCAAAUUAUAAUGAAGACGACAUCGGAUUGAACACACGACCUAAACGAAAAAAGGGAUUUAUAUACAAAACAUGGAAAAAGAUAGAUAGGUAUUUUGAAAAUAGAGUGUAUGAAAAUUUUGACUAUAUAAGUAAUCUGCAAAAGGAUCCGAGUUUAGAUAAAAAAAUGUUCUUAAAAGUAUUAUUUAAAAAAUACCGUAUGUUUAUGCUUAUGCCGUUUAUUACGAAAUUAUUUGGACUAAUAAUAUUUAUAAUACGUGCAACAAAAGUUUUGGAAACAAUUGAGAUCGCAAAAUUAAUUUUGUUGGUGAUGAACGUACUAAUUUCUCACGUUUUAAGUAUCGUUUCUGUUUUAACACUUAUUUACAUAUUAGUAAAAAAAAUUCAAUAUGAAAGAAAAUUACAAAGAAAAAAAAAUUGUACUUGUAAUUGUCAUUCUAGUUGA